This is a messenger RNA of Dreissena polymorpha, 594 nucleotides long. RefSeq lists its product as uncharacterized. The transcript is spliced from 4 exons. Lineage: Eukaryota; Metazoa; Mollusca; Bivalvia; Myida; Dreissenidae. The coding region runs from base 1 to 594 and encodes 197 amino acids. The record is from RefSeq and is a predicted model, not a curated record.
AUGGAGACAAGCGAGUCGUCAGGCAUGAAGGGCUACAUAGAAGAGAGAAUAAAGGAUGCAGUGAAAUCCAACAACGACGCGUUAUUGAGCAGCAUUAGCGGAAUGAUAAAUAAUAUAACGGAAAAGGCUCUACGCCACAGACAAAAACUCAUCUUGAUGGCAGACACGUCAGAGCUAGGCUGGCGUGUGGUAAAUGAGUAUGCCACUAAUCCCAUCGCCAGUGACAGCGAGGAUGAAAAACGUAUUCAAAAGGCGGAGGCGCGCGCUAUCCAAAUAACUGACGAUGUUUAUAUUUUAGACGUCAUACGUCUUGGCUACAAAUUGCCCUUCAAGGUUAUUCCGGAACAGGUAUUCCUUAAAAAUAAUAAGUCUGCACGUGAAAAUCCCGAUUUCGUGAGUAAAGAGAUAAACAGUUUGCUUCAAAAAGGUGUAAUUUCUGAGGUUUGUCAACAACCUUAUGCUGUGAAUCCUUUAACGGUUGCCUAUAAUCGCAGCGGAAAACCUAGGCUUGUUUUGGAUUGUCGGCACAUAAACCCAUGUUUACAUCUGUUCAAAAUAAAAUUCGAUGACAUAAAUAUUGACAAAAGCUUUUGA